GAUGUCAGCCAAAUUGGCUGAUGUCAGCCGGAACAUGCUACCAAUCUGGUAACAUUUUAUUAUUUCUAUUCUAUCAAAAUAUAAAUCGUCAACAAAAAUAGAAAAUUUGUGAAAAAAAUGGUGCAUGAAACCGAUUUGUCAAAUGAUGCGGAAAAACAGGAUAUCGACGAUGAAGAGGACAUCACCGCUUCAUUAGCUGCUAUGAAUCUGACCAUCGGAGACCAAAUCCAGGAGUUAAGCAAACGCCUAAAUAACAUUAAUGAGGAAUUGCAACAGCAAGUGCGUGAUAAACAUGGAGCCCUGCUGCAACAGGCAACGCAUGCCGGACGUUUUGAUGUUGCUCUAAACUCUUUGGCCGAUGAUGUGCAACGUAUACGUAAUUCCAGUUAUCGUCUUAAGCAUCAAGUUGACCAUCAGUAUCAAUUAAUUGAGAAUCAAUCAAAAGUUUUAUCUCGUUUGCAUGAACUGUCGCAUCUCUUAAGAUCCUCAAAAACAUUAAUAACUUUAACCUCAAAGUUGAGAAACACUAAAGAUGUCCUCAAGCAGGCCGAGUUGCAUUAUGAAUUGAAUGAACUGAUUGAAGAUCCGGAUUUAAAGAAAAUCGAAUUUGUACAGUCGGCCAGAACGUAUGUAAUAAAUUCCAGACAAAAAAUACGCAAUUUAACGCAAAUGCAGUUGGUAACAGGAUUGCAGGAAAGGAAUGAGCAACAGAUUUGUAAUGCCUUAAAAAUCUUUAUAAAUUUCAAUACUUUAGAAAACUCAUUAGAUAAUCUAGUGAAAACCUUUAUUUCGGACUUGGAUCAAUCGCUUAAGGAGUGUUUUGCAGGCAAUGAUAUCUCCAUAUUGAAUAAAAAUGAUGCCAACAAAACAAUAACUUCAUCUCCAAAACCAGCCGCUGGUCAUAGAGGUCCGGGAAAAACUCCACAAUUAACAACUACGCAAAACUUUAGAGCUAAAUUCUGGAAGUCGUUGCACUGGCUGCUCUAUGAUGAACUUUAUGAAUGUUGCACUCAAAUACAAUUGCUGAAAAAAGCUUUGGAAGAAGUCCAACAGUUUGGCACAUCGGCUUCUAAUGCCGAACAAACCAUAAGUCAAAGAUUUUGGCAAGCUGUUCAAGAUCUUUUAAGGAAAUCCUUUAAAGAAUGUCCAGCUCAUAUUACACAGACAUUGCAAGAAGGUUUAUCAAAACUACUUAGUUCCGUAAGGGGGCUGGAGCAAAAGGUAAAUAAUGCAUUCUUAUUUGAUGACGACUUGUUUACUCCUUUGGAAGUUGGCUAUGUUAGUAAAUGUGGUGCCAAUAUGAAAGCCUGUAUGGCUGGUGUGGAUUUGCCCAAUAAUGAAACCGUUGACAAUUUCAUAAGAGUUGCUUCUUCAGAGCUAAGUGCGGCUUUAGUAGAUACUCGUCUUAGUAAUGCUAUAGCGGCUGUAUUUAUAUCAUGCAGCAAAGAGUUUUGCACAAAACUUGAGUCUCAAAUAAAACUGGGCCCGGAUUCGGUGCAAGUGGUUGAUUUGCCCAAUACACAGCAAAUUCAAAACACUUUAUUGGCCAAUAUACUGUUUUAUUUUAAAGAUUCUACCAAACGCAUGUUACAAGAUUUGGGACAACAGUUUGCUAAAUCCCAAUCAACGGCCCAUGAGGACAUAGCUAAAUCAUUGGAACAAGCUGAUCUAUUAAUAAGCACCAUAUUGCAACAGAUAAUGGAUUCCAUUGUGUCCACCAUUAAUAUAAUCAUAUUGAGUAUACAUCGUGAGCCAGGCUUAAAUUCAGAAAAAAUUUCCACGGCCGGACCCUCGAUGUAUAUGAAAGAAUUGCAAGAGUUUAUAAAUAGAUCCUGGACAAAUCACAUUUUACCUUACGAUGACAAGGGCAUAACGAUGAAAUGUGGCCAAGAGGUGGCCAAAAGAUGUAUAGACUUUUUUAUACACAAUAUCAGUAUCCUGAGACCUCUAAGUCAAGCGGGCAGGCAAAGAUUAAAAAACGAUUGUUUGCACAUGGAAAACACCCUUAAGCCAUUGUGUGCCAAUCUUUAUCAGUUGGGCAAUUCGGCACGUUUAUUGCGUGCCAUGUCAUUCCUUAUUAUUCAGAAUCCAUCGCAAUUGAUUAAGCAAACACUGGGCUCAGAUUCUUUAGUACCUUCAUACAUAAUACUACUGUUAUUAUUUGCUCAUGCUGGUUCGGAGCUACAAUCACCGCACACCACUGUCAAUUGGUCCAAUGAACGUUUGAUUGAAUGGCUGGAAGGUCAUACAAAUGAGCGCGAAAAGUUGGAAUUGAUAUCGGGAGCUCUGCAGCGUUACAGAGAUGGUGUGAGACGCCGUAAGAGUGAACAGUACGAUGAAGUGUAUCCACUGAUGGUAGAGUAUUUUGAAAAAGCUUCAAAAAUAGAAACUUGAAAAGUUAAUAAGAUGUAAUAUGUAUUUAUUUGAAUUCCAUAACAAAAAUAAUGUAUUAAAUAAAAAUAAAAUAACCAUAGUCUAGUUUGAAUAGAGGA
Messenger RNA from Calliphora vicina (urban bluebottle blowfly), 2492 nucleotides. It is a transcript of the gene fws, whose product is annotated as four way stop. The record is from RefSeq and is a predicted model, not a curated record. The transcript has 3 exons. Lineage: Eukaryota; Metazoa; Arthropoda; Insecta; Diptera; Calliphoridae. Gene Ontology annotation, biological process: intra-Golgi vesicle-mediated transport. Gene Ontology annotation, cellular component: COG complex. Bases 118 to 2394 code for a protein of 758 amino acids.